AUAGUGAGAGACUGUACUGGCGGCCUUCAAGAUGAUCGAUGGGUCUGUUACUGUGAGAACACAGUUUGCGGUAUUUUCGUUGCUGGUUACCAGCUGCUGGGGUGGACUAAAGUUUGACACGUUUGACUCUUACUCCAAUGACGACGGCUGUGCCCUGAUUCUCAAUGGUCCAGGGAGAACAAGUGCUUACGAUUACACUUACAAUUUACUCCGUGGAAGCCAGACACCCUCAGUGGGUUCCCACACGUGCAUCACUUACGAGGCAGUUAAUCACGCCUAUUAUGAGGCACGAAAGCGAAUCAAUGUUGCUCAGCCGCACUCGAAGAUCUGGAAACCCGAGGAAUUGGCGACUGUCGGAGAACUCCUCCUGGACAUUUCCACGACAUUAGCGCAAAUGUACGGGUUGACGAGCGAAGAGAUCGAAAGAGGCCUUCCUCAAAUUGACACCUCAAAGACUCUCAUUAACGAGAUCUGUCCGGCUUUCGUCAGCAACGUAGAAUGCCGUCCAGGAAAGUACCGGAGAUUCGACGGUCUCUGCACCAAUCUAGAGCAUCCGACGUGGGGCGCCUCCCUCUCUCCCUUCACCAGGAUGAUGCCUCCAGCCUUCGCCGAUGGAAUGAGCGCUCCACGAAUAUCCGUUACCGGCGAAAAACUUCCCCUGUCACGCGUCGUUUCCAGAACCAUGCACCCUGACGACGGUUUUCACGACCACGCCGGAACAGUCAUGGUUAUCGCCUGGGGACAAUUUAUGGAUCACGAUUACACGCUGACUGCAACGCCACUCGACCCUAUGAAUCGAAACGACCCCGAGGAGUGCUGCUCGCGGCCGCCCCACCUGAAGAAUCCAUACUGCAAUGAGAUCGAAAUACCAGAGGACGAUUAUUUCUAUCGUUUAUUCAACGUCCGGUGCAUGGAUUUCGUCAGGGCCUUUCCCGGCGUGAGGGCCGGAUGUCGUCUUGGAUCACGAGUGCCAUUUAAUCUCCUCACUGGUGUUCUCGAUGGCAACACUGUCUACGGAAUCCGCGAGGAAUUCGCCAGAAAAUUGAGAUCAGGCUAUGGUGGACAACUCCGUAUGAAUCCAGUGUUCGCCGAGUACGGAUUGAAGGAUUUGUUGCCACUAAAGUUGGACAUUCCUGACGAAGGGUGUACGCGCCCCAACAAAUCAAUGUACUGCUUCGAAGCCGGUGAAAUUCGAGUUAAUGAACAGCUUGUGCUCACCUGUAUGCACACACUCAUGGCCCGGGAGCAUAAUAGAAUUGCCAAGGCACUCGCUCAAGUUAAUCCCCAUUGGGAUGAUGAGACGCUCUUCCAGGAGGCAAGACGCAUUACUAUCGCGCAAAUUCAACAUGUCACUUACAAUGAAUUCCUUCCCAUUUUACUGGGUAAGGACGUCAUGGCGAAAUUCGGACUUCUGCUGGAGAAACACAAUUACUGGGACGGUUACGAUCCAAGUGUAAAUCCGGGAGUAAUCGACGCAUUCGCCGCUGCGGCCUUCAGAUUCGGUCACUCCCUGUUGCCCACAGCUGUUGAAAGAUGGAGCAAAGCGCAUAAAUUCAUAGCUUCCAAGAGACUGUCCGAUCUUAUUCGAAGACCUUAUGAUCUUUACCGCGCUGGUGUUAUCGAUGAGUAUUUCAUGGGGCUGAUGAACCAAGUGGCUCAAGCUAUGGAUGACUCCAUCACACAAGAGGUCACGAACCACUUGUUCAAAAAAGUAGGCGCCCGAUUCGGAGCUGAUCUCGUCUCCUUCAACAUGCAGCGCGGAAGGGAAUUCGGUGUUCCAAGUUACAUGGAAUUCCGAAAAUUGUGUGGACUCCCCGAGGCGCAUAAUUUCGAGGAUCUCUUCGGCUCAAUGUCCAACGAGACGAUCAGACGUUACAGUUCUAUUUUCACGCACCCCAGUGACGUUGACCUCUGGUCGGGAGGUGUCUCAGAACGACCGCUCCCUGGGAGCAUGCUUGGGCCCACCUUUGCCUGUGUCAUCGCCACACAGUUCAGUAAUUCCAGACGUGGCGACAGGUUUUGGUAUGAACUCCCGAAUCAACCGUCGUCGUUCACUCUCGAUCAGCUGAAUGAAAUUCGCAAAGCGCGACUGGCUAGACUCAUCUGUGACAACACAGACCUCAUUGAUACGAUACAACUGUAUCCAAUGGUUCUUCCAGAUCACGAAAUAAAUCCUCGAGUACCCUGCAAAAGUGGUGUACUCCCAAGCAUAGAUUUCAACAAAUGGGCCGAGUAUCCAACCGCGAGUCAUGCUGCCCAAUACGUGAGUAAUCUAGCGGAUCAGUAUGGGCGCUUUGGAAAGUAA
This is a messenger RNA of Diachasma alloeum, 2305 nucleotides long. It is a transcript of the gene cysu, whose product is annotated as peroxidase. Gene Ontology annotation, biological process: response to oxidative stress. NCBI's taxonomy places the organism in Eukaryota, Metazoa, Arthropoda, Insecta, Hymenoptera, Braconidae. The transcript has 14 exons. The record is from RefSeq and is a predicted model, not a curated record. The coding region runs from base 32 to 2305 and encodes 757 amino acids. Gene Ontology annotation, molecular function: heme binding; peroxidase activity.